AUGGAACCACGACAAAAAGGUGCUCUUCGAGGCCACAAAAAUCCCAUAACAUGUACUAUAGUAUUCAAGGACCACAAGCGCAAUUGUAACACCCUAGUGACUUCAGAUAACGAAGGAUGGGUUGCGUGGUGGGAUAUAAGCACCAAGAGACCUCUUGGAGUAUGGAGAGCGCAUUCUAAUUCUAUUCUAUCGGUGGUUCAAAUCGACCAUAAUUUACUUUUAACUCACGGAAAAGACUCUUGCGUACGAAUAUGGGCUAUAACCCAAUAUGAAGGCUUUUCCAAGACUUUUCCAGCCGAAAAUCAUACAGAAUCAGGAUCUCAUCGAUGGCCAGAAUACGUUGAAAUACCGGUCAACACACUAAACUUCUGCAAUGUAUGUUAUCUAAAUGGGAAAUUGAUAACUCCCGCAACACAGGAUAGUAACAAUUUCGACAUAUACUCGAUUUUCCCUGCCAGUGCUGCUCAUUUUCCAGACAUCGAACUGCGCUUGUCGCUCAGACGAAUAGUUGCAAAUGCAGAUCCAUUGGCCCUCCAUAAGAAAGCCAAAAGCAAAGAAAAUCUAACCAUGGGCAUUGAUUUUGAAAUAAGUGACGAAAACUCAAAACGAGAUGGUUUUGGAAUCAUGAUGAAAGUGGUUUUUGUCUCACCAACCUUGUUCUACAUAGGCUAUGAGUCUGGGCACAUUAUAGGGUUCAGUCUCACAGAAUACAAGCCAAAUGUGAAUGUAAAGAGCAAAGAAGGAACUACAAAGGCUUUUGAUGCUUCGUUCAUCAACAAAGAGCCUACACUCGAAAUAAUCUAUAUCUCGGCAUUUCACUGUCCCCACCCUAUAACUGCACUUUUCUUCCACGACAAGUUGUAUGCGGGCUCUGCUGGUAAGACAUUAUCAAUUCACACGAAACAAUCCUCAAUUGCUGAAGAACCAGAGAUAGAAAGCUACAACCUAAAAAUUGCUGGAGUUCAAGAUAUCGCAGUUUUACCAGAACUAGCUAUUGUUGCAUUUUGGAACGGAGUGGUCAAAGGCUACGAAAAACAAAGCACAGAAGCUGAAAGCGACCAAAGAGAACUCACUACUGACUUUAGCACCGAACCCAAUACUAUCUCCCAAUUCAAACCUGCCUGGAAAAUGUCUAGAGACGUACCUCGUAUCGGCACUCUAGAGUCUAAUAACGGACAAAAAGAAGCACAAGAACUUCCUAGUAAGGUCAAGGCAAACACUCUAUGUAUCUUGAAAAGUUCUGCUAUUACUCAUUCGAGCUACAGAGAUCUCGUACGUGCACGCCAAGUUAGUCCACGAUUACUUACUGUUGGUUAUGCCGACGGAGUAACUAUUAUGUACGAAAUUUGA
Meyerozyma guilliermondii ATCC 6260 is the source of this 1350-nucleotide messenger RNA. RefSeq lists its product as uncharacterized. Gene Ontology annotation, molecular function: protein binding. The transcript has a single exon. The record is from RefSeq and is a predicted model, not a curated record. The coding region runs from base 1 to 1350 and encodes 449 amino acids. Lineage: Eukaryota; Fungi; Ascomycota; Pichiomycetes; Serinales; Debaryomycetaceae.